Molecule: messenger RNA, 2189 nt
Organism: Lingula anatina
Lineage: Eukaryota; Metazoa; Brachiopoda; Lingulata; Lingulida; Lingulidae
Product: FMRFamide receptor
Biological process (GO): G protein-coupled receptor signaling pathway
Cellular component (GO): membrane
Molecular function (GO): G protein-coupled peptide receptor activity
Source: RefSeq, a predicted model, not a curated record
CGUGCAGCUGUUGGGCAAUGGCGCACAAAUCUGGGAGAUGGUGGCUUGUGCUUACCUUGACUAUCCUAUGCGUUUGUCAAACUACAGAAGAGCCCAAUGCCACUACGAUUUCAGCGAUUUCAUCACCAGUUCUCAACACCAGUUCGGAGACCCAUGCAUAUAAUGACACCAGUUUCACAGCAAAUGUGACUGAACCACCACUUACGACCAUGAAUUCCAGUGCGGUAGAUGGUGGCAGCGGAGGUGAUUAUCCCUCGUACAACUAUUACGACCCCUAUGACACUUCCAACUUCACUUCAGAGGCAUGGGACUUUGUCAGGGCGCACUUUUAUAUUUUGGGGGUUGUCACGCCCGCGAUUGCUUUCAUGGGCCUGAUGUUAAAUACCUUAAACAUCAUAAUAUUUUCCCGAAAAGACAUGAAGAACGCCACACAUAUACUCCUUCUGGGCCUUGCUGUGACAGAUUCACUAAAACUGCUAUUAGAUGCUGUUUGGGAUAUUCGAUUUUACUCACUGAGCGAGAAAGAUUAUCUCCCUGUUCAGGUAAGAAGUCUCAACAGCGCUUGGCAAGUAUUCGCUUUUAUAUGUGAAGAUGUGAGUAUAAUGUUUUCACACUCUUCCAACUGGAUCAUUGUCACUGUGAGCGUUUUCAGAUUUAUUGCCGUUGUGUUCCCAAUGAAAGCGAGUGAAUUGUGUACAGAGCGUCGGGCCCAGUGGGCGAUCGUUGGCAUCGUCCUUUACAACAUACUCUUUAAUAUACCGACCUUCUUCACAUUUUCAACCUUUUAUGAGACCAGAGUUGUUGACGGUGUCGAAGUAACAGAGCUUAUAGUAGUCCCUGAUGAGUUUGUCUUUAGCAUGGAAUACAAUGCAAUCUUCACAAACGUCCGAUCCUUAGUGAACGUCCUUCUGCCCUGGAUUUUCAGUAUAUUUUUCAGCAUUCGACUUAUCAUCGCUCUGAAAGCCAGCACCGCAAAUGCUCGCAAAAUGGCCAUUCAAAAUUCGGCAGGAAUGGAUGCUAGAGAAAAAGAGCAAAAUCGCAUUACUCUCAUGAUCAUUGCUGUCAAUAUCAUGUUUGUAUUUUCUCAAGUUUGGAAAUUGCUCUAUAGGUGUAUAUUUUUGUUUAACUCCUAUGAUGAGGCUGCGCUGCUUACGAAUUUGGACUUGCAUAGGUACAGUCUCUUUGCCGAUUUGACAAUUACCCUUAAUCUCUCUUUGAAUUUUUUCUUGUACUCCUUUACCAACAAACGCUUCAUGGGGACGCUUCUCAGUUUGUUCAAGACAUGCCUACCAGCACGCUGUUUUGUGGAAAAAACUCCCACAGUCGUUCCCCCAACCGCUAAUACCGAUCUGCAGAGCUCAUCGAAGGCUUCGGUAUCAGAGACAGCUACUAAUGAAACAGUGGACGAAAAGCCCAGCCCGGAAGAACCAAAUGCCGUAUAAUGGGCUGAAAGUAUACAUGCAGACACAAAAACUUGACUCAUUCCAUUAAGAGGCAAAAGGAAAAUCCUAAAGAUAGAAUGUAUUUUAAGUUGUAUUUAACAGUGUGUUCCGGCAUAUAUUGUAUUCGGUGAGCAGCGAUAGAUAUCAUGGUCUUUGGGAUAAAUACCUCUUUUAUGUUAGACUCAACUAUUAUAUUUUCACUUACAUCUUUAUUACGAAUGCAACGGUGUUUAAGUGAUUUGCACUAAGAAAUGGGAUUUAGGUAAGGGCUUUUAUUAUUGAAUUUUGAUUGUAUUUUUUAACAUCGUAAACAAGAUUUAAACUUUCCAGCACUUCUUAGGUCCUGUUUGGGUAGGCAGGGGGUCUUUGCACCUUGGGUCGGAUGGUUUACGAUAAAUUUUGUUUAUAUCUUAUUAGAAAAUCAAGAGCACUUAUUGUUUCACUUAAAAAAUACAAAAGAAGUUUUAUGCGGGCUACUUUUGCCAUUUUAAUUGAGUACACGUUAUUUAUUGCAUAGAAAAAAUAUCUAGACAAGACUGACUUAUUUUCAAUAUUUUUGCAUUAUUCCUGUACUUGGUGAUUGUACAGCGCUUCAAUAGGUUACAGUUUUCGAUUUAACAGCUGUAUUAAUGCUGAUUUUGCACCCAUGGGCAAAUAUUGUAAGUUUGCCCAGUUUUUUGUUCGAUUGAGUUAACGAUAUUUGGAGUUGAGACAUUAUUUGAUUUUCUGUUAGACCUUCCUGACAAC